UCCAAUUGAUUAAAUUGAUUCUUUUGUCCAUUUUUACUUUAAUUCAUUUUUUUUAUUAUGAUUUAGAUUUAAUUAACUAUUAGUGAUAUUCUUUGUGAUAAUAUUUAUCUGUGAUUCUAAUGGGAUAUAAGUGUAAAUGUUAUUACAUUUACUUUUAGAUGUUGACAUGUGCUUGAUGUUUUUUUUAAUGAUGAUCAUCGAUUGAUUUGUAGUUUUAUUAAUUGAUUGGUUUUUUUUGUUGUUAUUUAAGUGGGAAUAUAAUUUUUUUAAUUUAUUUUAUUCGACCAAUGAAUAGUCAAUCUAUUACUGGUUUUGGUGGGAUGGGUGAUCGUGGGGAUGAUAAAAGAGCUCGAAGGAAAUUUGCUGAUCGAUCACAACGAGUUAAAGUCUAUGAGAAACAAUCUGCCUUGGAACAGUUAAUGUUGAAAAAAUAUUCUUCAAUCAAAUAUUCUAAUGCUGAUUCAUAUUUUAUCAAUUAUCGUGAAGAUAAAUUGAAUGGAGAAGAUAACGAGGAUAUACUUACAAUUACUCAGAAAAUGAAAGAUCUUGAGGAUCGAUUUGAAAAUGAGCUUUUAAAUCGAGCGAGAAAAAUUAUCUCCACUAAACCACCGAUUGUUAUUCAACCUAGAAAACAGAAACUUCAUAAACCUCAUCAUCAUCAUCACCAUCAUCAUGCAUGUUCAGAUUCACCUUUUCCAUCAUCCUCAUCAUGUUCUUCUUCAACCUGUAGUUCAGAUGAAGAAGACGAAGAAGAUACCGCUUUUGAAGAAUUGGAGAGAAAAAAACUUCACCCUUGGCGACUUCAUGAGGAACUUUGGUUCAAUGAUCCCGGUGAAAUGAACGAUGGGCCACUUUGUCGAUGCUCGGCCAAAGCUAAAAGAUCAGGAAUCCGCCAUGGUAUUUAUCCGGAGGAGAAAAUCGCUCAUUGUAUUCCCGAAACAAACAACGCUAAUCACCUUUACCAUUAUCGAUUGAAUAUAAGCCCAUUGACAAAUUAUAUUUCUAAAUUUCCAACUACAAUCGAACACAACAAUGGCGAAUAUUUGUUCGAAGGUUUCUCAAUUUUAUCUCAUUCUCCAAUUCUCAACUAUCCACCAUGUAAACUGAUUCGUUUUAACAUUGAAUAUACUAUAACUUUGGUGGAAGAAAAAUUUCCUGACAAUUUUUCCGUUCGAGGUAUUGAGAUGAUAACUGAAUAUCUGUUCAAAGAAAUAUUGGAAUUAGUUGAUCUUAAUUGGCAUGCUGCGAAUGCGACACCAACAGGUUUCGAUGAUUGUCCACAAUUUCAUCUAUUUCCUCGAUUCUCAAGACAGAUUGAAGAAAAUGGUAAAGAACUUUUAUCUUUAAACAUUAUCAUGAAAUACCUUUUAUCUCAAAGUGGUGAAUUGAUCAAAGAAUCAGAUUUAAAGAGAAUACAAUCAAUGAAUGACUCAGAGUGGCUCGAAUUUGUUGACACCGUUCGAGGAAUGAUCGUUACUUAUCCUGGUAUGAAACCAUGUUCACUUCGAGUCGAUCAAAUUGAUAAAAACACUGUGACCACAAACGAUGAUCCAGAUAAACCAGUUCAACCCAGUGAAUUAAAACCAGACUCUGAUGAUGCGUUUCCAGUGAUUGUACAUUUCGGUAUUCGACCUCCACAGUUAAGCUAUGCCGGUAACCCGAAGUACCAAAAAGCCUGGAGAGAUUAUGUCAAAUUCCGUCAUUUACUUGCCAACAAGCCGAAAGUGAGUUACGUUGAUAGACAAACAUUGUUACAAAAAGAGGAGAAAUUACAAGAGAUGCGAACCAAAAAUGACCUUAAACGCGAUGUUACCGUUGUUAUAAGUUCGAAGGGUUUCCACAAGACGGGAAUCUAUUGUGAUGUAAUCCAACACGCUCUCCUAAUUCCAGUGGUAAUUUGUCACCUUCGGUUCCAUCAAUCGUUGGCUCAUUGAGAGAUUCUAGAUUAUCCAUUCAAGGAUCGUUAUCUUUUACAAUUGGCCUUAACUCAUCCCUCUUAUCGUGAAAAUUUUGGUACCAAUCCGGAUCACGCUAGAAAUGCUCUAACAAACUGUGGUAUCCGUCAACCUCAUUAUGGUGAUCGUCGAGUCCACUUUAUGAAUACACGGAAAAGAGGAAUCAACAUGUUGAUCAAUAUCAUGUCUCGAUUUGGUUGCCCAGAGGAAACAGCGUCAAACAUUAAUCACAAUGAGAGACUUGAAUUUCUUGGUGAUGCUGUGGUCGAGUUUCUUUCCUCGAUUCAUUUGUACUUUAUGUUUCCCGACCUGGAAGAAGGUGGUCUGGCCACUUAUCGAGCGGCCAUCGUUCAGAAUCAACAUCUUGCUGUUUUGGCCAAAAAGCUUCAAUUAGAAAAGUAUAUGCUUUAUGCUCACGGUUCCGAUUUAUGUCACGAUAUUGAACUUCGACAUGCAAUGGCCAAUUGUUUCGAAGCUCUAAUGGGCGCCCUAUUUUUGGAUGGUGCAAUUAACGUAGCCGAUCAAGUUUUUUCCAACACUUUGUUCAAAGAUGAAGAUUUGCUGUAUGAAGUUUGGGUCAAUUAUCCGCCUCAUCCAAUUCAACAGCAAGAGCCCGGCGGUGAUCGAAUGUACUUGGCCACAGUUCCCCGUCUUCAGGAACUUCGAGAAUUUGAAGAAAUGAUUGGGAUUGAAUUCACUCACAUUCGCUUACUGGCUCGAGCUUUCACCCAUCGAUCAGUUGGUUUCAACAAUUUAACUCUUGGUUCCAACCAACGGAUGGAAUUUCUUGGUGAUACCGUUUUACAAUUAGUGGCCUCCGAAUAUCUUUAUAAAUACUUCCCUGAACAUCAUGAAGGUCACUUGUCGCUUCUUCGUAGUUCCCUAGUAAAUAACAAAACUCAAGCAGUUGUUUGUGACGAUCUGGGAAUGACUCGAUACGCUGUUUUCAAUUAUGCCAAAGGUGAACUAAAGACCAAAGAUCGCGCUGACCUUUUGGAAGCUUUUCUUGGUGCUCUUUAUGUGGACAAAGGUCUUGAAUAUUGUCGACAUUUCUGUGGAGUUUGUUUCUUCCCAAGGUUGGAAGAUUUCAUCAUGAAUCAAGACUGGAACGAUCCUAAAUCUAAAUUACAACAAUGUUGCCUUACAUUACGGUCCAUUGACGGCGGCGAACCCGAUAUUCCCAUUUAUAAAGUCAUUGAAAGUUUGGGUCCAACCAAUACGAGAGUUUAUAAAGUUGCUGUUUACUUUAGGGACAAACGACUCGCUACUGGAAAAGGUCACAGUAUCCAAGAAGCCGAAAUGGACGCAGCAUCAAACGCACUGGACAAUGCAAAAGGUUUAUUCCCGCAGCUAAGUCAUCAACGAAGAGUAAUGGAAAGAAGCUUCAAAAUUUAGACGAUUCAAUUACUCUAGUUGCCAACAAUCAAUUUUAAUUUAUAUCAUCAAUCCUGGUCAUCUAAUUUUAUUAAUUUUUUUCUACAAUUAACUUACCAUGUUUAAUAUUCUGUCUAUCUUGAUAGAGAGGAAAAAAAAUGAAUGAUUAAAAGUUAAUUUUCUAUUCGAUUGAACAA
Molecule: messenger RNA, 3526 nt
Organism: Panonychus citri (citrus red mite)
Lineage: Eukaryota; Metazoa; Arthropoda; Arachnida; Trombidiformes; Tetranychidae
Gene: drosha
Product: ribonuclease 3-like
Biological process (GO): pre-miRNA processing; rRNA processing; regulation of gene expression
Cellular component (GO): nucleus
Molecular function (GO): double-stranded RNA binding; ribonuclease III activity
Source: RefSeq, a predicted model, not a curated record